Varanus komodoensis (Komodo dragon) is the source of this 1762-nucleotide messenger RNA. RefSeq names its product L-lactate dehydrogenase A chain. Gene Ontology annotation, cellular component: cytoplasm. Gene Ontology annotation, biological process: carboxylic acid metabolic process. The record is from RefSeq and is a predicted model, not a curated record. Gene Ontology annotation, molecular function: L-lactate dehydrogenase (NAD+) activity. The coding region runs from base 131 to 1129 and encodes 332 amino acids. The transcript is spliced from 8 exons. Lineage: Eukaryota; Metazoa; Chordata; Lepidosauria; Squamata; Varanidae.
GCCCCCUGACGUCACUCGCGGGACCUCCAUUUAAGCGCCCGCCGCCCUCCACCUCCUCGCGGUACUGCAGCGGCAAUUGGGCGACGGCUCGCUGGUGGGGCGCUUUGCUAGGACGACCCAGCACUACAAGAUGUCUCUUAAGGGAAAGCUGAUUGAAAAUGUUCACAAAGAUGAACACCAUCACCCCCACAACAAGAUCACUGUGGUUGGAGUUGGUGCAGUUGGCAUGGCUUGUGCCAUAAGCAUUUUGAUGAAGGAAUUGGCGGAUGAACUUGCCCUGGUUGAUGUUGUGGAGGACAAGCUGAAGGGAGAGAUGCUGGACCUUCAGCAUGGCAGCCUUUUUCUUCGGACACCAAAGAUCGUCUCCGGCAAAGACUAUGCUGUAACUGCAAACUCUAAGCUGGUUAUCAUCACCGCUGGAGCUCGCCAGCAGGAAGGUGAAUCUCGCCUUAAUUUGGUUCAGCGCAAUGUGAACAUCUUCAAAUUCAUCAUUCCCAAUGUUGUCAAGCACAGCCCUGACUGCAAGCUGCUGGUUGUUUCCAAUCCAGUGGAUAUUCUGACGUAUGUGGCAUGGAAGAUCAGUGGAUUUCCUAAGCACCGGGUUAUCGGAAGUGGCUGCAACCUGGACUCUGCGCGUUUCCGCCACCUUAUGGCUGAUAGGUUGGGUAUCCACCCUCUCAGCUGCCAUGGCUGGAUUGUUGGAGAGCAUGGAGACUCCAGCGUACCUGUCUGGAGUGGUGUGAACGUUGCUGGUGUGUCCCUGAAAGCUUUACAUCCUGAAAUAGGAACUGAUGCAGACAAGGAGAAUUGGAAACAGGUCCACAAAGAUGUGGUAGACAGUGCUUAUGAGGUUAUUAAGCUGAAGGGAUACACAUCCUGGGCAAUUGGUCUCUCUGUGGCUGAUCUAGCUGAAACCAUCAUGAAGAAUUUAAGGAGAGUGCAUCCAAUUUCUACAAUGGUGAAGGGCAUGCAUGGAGUGAAAGAUGAUGUCUUCCUAAGUGUUCCUUGUGUCCUCGGCUACUCGGGCAUUACAGAUGUGGUAAAGAUGACUCUGAAGAGUGAAGAGGAAGAAAAAUUGAGGAAAAGUGCAGACACUCUCUGGGGAAUCCAGAAGGAGCUUCAAUUUUAAGUUUGCUCUCCUAUCACUUCACUGCUUCCUAGUGUUUAAUGGGUCUUAGUCCAUUGUUUUAUUGCACUUUUCAAAUAGGUCAACUCUGUUAUGAUGUCUAUCAACUAGAAAGACAUGCAAAACUAAAACUACACACAAAAUGCUGUUUCUUAUUCAGUAGGAAACAAGCGGGGCAUGUAAUCUGUCUAUCAUGUCUUUGAUCUGUGGUCAGAACUGGAUUGUACCCUAGUCUUGUUAACUGGUAUUAAGUAGAUCCAGCACGUUCCAACCUAGCACUGCCAAAUGAAAUCCUCUUUCUUUUCCUCAGGUAAAUAUGCCACUUGAAAAGAUAACUCAAUUAGUCUUCCAAAAACUGCAGGAAAGAUACAAAGAAAGUUUUGUGAUCAAGGAGGAUUGACAAAUACACUGACCAAUGUUUAAGAGAUGACUUAGUCCCCACAAAUGAGCAGCUCUAAUGUAUCUUUCCUGACACUGCUGCUUUUCAAGUCUUGUGCAUACUGUUCAAGAGAACCUCCUGUGCUUUGCUGGAAUAGUAGUCCUAAGUGUAAAGUUAAAAACCUUUGUAAACAACAACUGAUGCAAUUGUCGAACUGUAGUACCAGCCCAACCAACAAAAUAAAGAAUGAACUGCUA